Messenger RNA from Lemur catta (Ring-tailed lemur), 1246 nucleotides. It is a transcript of the gene XAF1, whose product is annotated as XIAP associated factor 1. Gene Ontology annotation, biological process: apoptotic process. The record is from RefSeq and is a predicted model, not a curated record. Gene Ontology annotation, molecular function: zinc ion binding. The transcript is spliced from 8 exons. NCBI's taxonomy places the organism in Eukaryota, Metazoa, Chordata, Mammalia, Primates, Lemuridae. The coding region runs from base 203 to 1075 and encodes 290 amino acids.
ACAAUCAAGAGAGCAAAGCUACCCAACUCCCCCAAAAGUUUCCUUGUGUUCUUUGUAAACCCUCCCUCCUGCUCCCUCCCGCUCUCCACCCGGGACAGGCAAAAGAAAGGUGGCCUCUGCUCACUUCACCCUCCACGAGAUCCACUGCCUGCGGUUCCUUGUCCUCUGCCCGGAGUGUGAGGAGGCCGUCCCACGGGAGAAGAUGGAGGAGCAUUGCAAGAACAGCCACCAGCAGGUUGGGUGUGCGAUGUGUCAGCAGAGUGUGCAGAAGCCCUUGCUGGAAUCUCAUGAGGCCAGGGAAUGCCAGGAGCGCCCCGUUGAGUGUAAGUUCUGUGAGCUGACCGUGCAGCUCAGCAAGCUGGAGGUCCACGAGUUCCACUGUGGCAGGCGGACAGAGCUGUGCCCAGACUGCGGCCAGUCCGUCACUCUCCGAGUGCUGGCCCAGCACAAAGGCCUGUGUCGGAUUGAACAGGCCCAGCUCGGGAAAGGCGAACACACAGGCCGGGGAGAAAGAGGGAUGCUCCAAGGACCAGAGCCUCUCCCGGAUGGGAUGCGAGGAGCGGAAACUGUCAGGAGGAUGGAUGACAAGGGGGAAAGAAUUUCAGCUCCUGCGAGGGAACUCUCCUGUCAUUAUUGCAACCAAAUGAUUCCAGAAGAUGAGUAUUUCCGCCAUAUGGAAAAAUGCUGUCCAAACUCAGAGUUUGAGAAACAUUUUCCAGUUGGAAAGCCCCAGAUUCUUCCUCCGUCUCUUCCAAGUCAGGCCGCUAAAAAUCAAACUUCCACGGCAAAGCAAGAUGUCCGUCCAAAGACAAAAAAUAUUAACAGAUUUCCUCCUCUUUCUGAAAGUUCAUCAAAGCAAGCACCAAGAGGCAAAAACAAAACUGUGGAUCUGUCUUCAAAGUCUGAGUUCAAGACCAGGACCACCUCUUCUAUAGAAGACGAGGCAGCCUAUGACAUUCUGAGGAGAUGUCUUCAGUGUGGUAUCCUACUUCCCCUGCCAACCCUAAAUCAACAUCAGGAGAAAUGCUGGUGGUUAGCCUCAUCGAAAGGAAAACAAGUGAGAAAUUCCAGCUAGAUUUGGAAAAGAAAAGAGAUAUGGGUUUGCCCAAGAGCUGCACAUAAACCAAAAGAAAAAAAGGUUCCAGUUCUUCUACGUGAGACUUCUGGUUAAGCCUCUGGGCCUCAAGCCCUGACACCUUACGGAAACCCAGCUUCGUCCCUGAAAAAUAAAACCGCCUCCCUGAAA